Messenger RNA from Metschnikowia bicuspidata var. bicuspidata NRRL YB-4993, 962 nucleotides. RefSeq names its product 40S ribosomal protein uS3 (gene RPS3). The coding region runs from base 101 to 820 and encodes 239 amino acids. Gene Ontology annotation, cellular component: cytosolic small ribosomal subunit; nucleus. NCBI's taxonomy places the organism in Eukaryota, Fungi, Ascomycota, Pichiomycetes, Serinales, Metschnikowiaceae. The transcript has 2 exons. The record is from RefSeq and is a predicted model, not a curated record. Gene Ontology annotation, molecular function: RNA binding; structural constituent of ribosome. Gene Ontology annotation, biological process: translation.
GCACUGACAAAAAAAAAACUUCGCGCCCACGUACGAAAAACUUCAUUGAAAAUUUUUUUCAGCUCUCAGUCCUUUCUUUUCCAUCCCCCAUUAUCUUAAAAUGUCUGCCCAACAAAUCUUGUCCAAGAAGAGAAAGUUAGUCGCUGACGGUGUGUUCUUCGCCGAGUUGAACGAGUUCUUCACCAGAGAGUUGGCUGAGCAAGGUUACGCCGGUGUUGAGGUCAGAAAGACCCCAACCAAGUUGGAGGUUAUUGUCAAGGCCUCUAACACUCAGGGUGUCUUGGGUGAGCAAGGUAGAAGAAUCCACGAGUUGACCUCUUUGAUUGUCAAGAGAUUCAGAUUGUCCCCAGAGGGUAUCGUCAUCUACGCCGAGAGAGUCGAGGAGAGAGCCUUGUCUGCUGCCGUCCAAGCCGAGGCUUUGAAGGCUAAGUUGUUGUCUGGUUUACCAAUCAGAAGAGCCGCUUACGGUGUCUUGAGAUUUACCAUGGCCGCUGGUGCCAAGGGUGUUGAGGUUGUCAUCUCCGGUAAGUUGAGAGCUGCCAGAGCCAAGUCCCAGAAGUACGCCGACGGUUUCAUGAUCCACUCCGGUCAACCAACCAAGGACUUCAUUGACUCCGCCAUCAGACACGUCUUGAUGAGACAAGGUGUCUUGGGUAUCAGAGUCAAGAUCAUGAGAGACCCAUCCAAGAACAAGUUCGGUCCUACUUCCUUGCCAGACGCUGUCAAGAUCUCCGAGUACAAGGAGGAGGAUGAGGUUGUCCCAGCUCCAACUGUCAACGUUUACAGACAAAAGGAGGCCGCUGCUGAGGCCACUGCUUAAAUGUGAACCCGUUGUUAUCUUUUUCAAUCACCACAUCAGUUCUUCUUUAAACCCAGUUGUAGACUUUUUGUAUUCCAGAGUGCACAACCUUUAAUUCGCUUGGCUCAGUUGAGCUCAUUAGAACUUGAUUACUUAUUGACUC